AUGGUGGCAGCCGGAAAGAUUGCCCUACCUGAGCACUGGACCGAGCUCAGUGCGGCCCGGAUACAGCGCAAGAGAUGCGCCGACGAUGUCGACGCCAUCAAGAAGGCCUGCCUAACAGAGUGCGGCCAGCGACACGUGGUGGAUUGUGAAAAGUGCUUUCCAAAGACUCUAGAUCGCAUGCGCGCUCGGUACUGCGAGGCCGAGGGCAGGGAGUGGUUCACGCAGCGAACGGCGUUCCUUAAUGAGCUGGACACCCUAUUCACUGACGUCAAGGACCACAAGAUCGACCUCAGGUCCAUCGAGGAUAGAAUCGAGGCGGAGAAGGAAGCCUGGUAUCGAUGGGUGCUCCGCAUGUAUCCUCAGUUUCUGUCCGCUGCCGACAGCGGUGCCGACCAGGAUGAGCUGAGGGCCAUGCUGGAUGACCCGGACAGGUCGCGCGAAGAGCUUAUCGAGAGGAUCUGGGAGGGCGUUGGCAAGGUUCCAGGCUGGUCUUCCGAAGUGGACAACAUCACGCUCAAGGUCGAGGAGGACAAGAACUACGGGGCAGAUCUCAAGCAGCGCUACAUCGCAUGGUUCUUCAAAGACCGAUUGACUGGGGCGUUGCUCGAGCACGCACAAAAGUACCUCGACGCGUACGAGUCGAGCGAGUCGAUGACCAUCGAGGAGGUCAUCGACCGCAUCUCGCAGGAUCGCAAGGCGAGUCUCAGCUCGCAGCCGCAGCGGGAUAGCCAUAGGAGAAGGCUAGAUGAGCUACGAAGGGCCAAGACGGCUUUUGAACAUAAGCAGAACAUGGCUAGGGCCCAGGCGAGUCAGACCCCCGUUGUUGCCGAGGAGCUAUACGACCUUCCACCAUGCGCAGUGUGCGGCGGAGCGGCGGAUCAGAAGAACGUCCUAUCGUGCUCGCUGUGUCAAGCUGUGACACAUCUGAGCGGCCAGAAGAGGCUAACGGUGUAUUGCUCGGAGGAGUGUUUUAACAAAGGACAUGAGGAACAUAUUGAAAAGGAACACGACUGUGAGGCGGGAGAAAGAUGUGCGCAAAACUACGACGAUGAUACUGAGAUGUCGGACGGGGAAUAUCAGGCGGUUGUUUGUAAGGACUGUGUCGAGCAGAAGGAGGCCUCGCUGUUCUGCACGGAGCGGUGCGCUGCGGCGAACCUGCCCCGGCACAUGGAAGAUAAGCACGGAAAGACGGCCGGGGAUGAGGUCAAGAAGCUGGCGGAGCCGCUGUCGGAGCUAUUGGAGAAGAGGUUGAAGGAGAGUAAUCCGGGGUUGAAGAUUUCGCUGGCCGAAUGA
Molecule: messenger RNA, 1293 nt
Organism: Fusarium keratoplasticum
Lineage: Eukaryota; Fungi; Ascomycota; Sordariomycetes; Hypocreales; Nectriaceae
Exons: 2
Coding region: 1-1293 (430 amino acids)
Source: RefSeq, a predicted model, not a curated record